AUGCCUUCAGAUCCAUCAGAAAAGGAGAUUGGCCACACAACAGAUGACCGCGCAUCAACUCGAGAGACUGAAUGUGACAACGAGGACCCUGGACCACCUCACUUACUGAAACGUGAGCCCACAAGAGAAGAAAAGACAGCAGAGGCCUACGCAGAAGGUCACGACGCCGAUAUUCCCUCUAGUCUGGGCUAUGUACUCGAUGAGCGCGGCGAACAGCGAAGGAGACAAUCCCUAGCAAGACAGAGACGGGCAUCAGACGCGCGGAAAUCGACUACGAGCAAAAAUGGACCUGAAGAUGUUGAGAAGGGCCCUCAAACAAACGAGCCGGAUGGUGGGGAGACUUCAGAGGACGAGAAUGUGGUUUGGUGGGAUGGCGACGACGAUCCUCAAAACCCAUACAACUGGCCAACCUGGAGGAAAGUCAUGACAUGCACACUGAUCAGUGCCAUGACAUUCGUCACCCCCCUUGCUUCAUCUAUCUUCGCCCCAGGUGUGCCAGAACUCAUGAAAGAGUUUAAAAAUGACAGCCCCUACCUAGCCUCCUUUGUCGUUUCCGUCUACGUGCUCGGCUUCGCAGCAGGACCCCUCCUCUGCGCUCCUCUCAGCGAGAUCUACGGCCGCACGAUAGUCUACCAUGUCUGCAACUUCUGCUUCAUUUGCUUCAACAUCGGCGCCGCCUUCGCCCCGACCCUAAACGCUCUCAUCGUCUUCCGGUUAUUCGCAGGCAUCUUCGGCUCAUGCCCCAUCACUAACGGGGGCGGCUCCAUCGCCGACAUGAUCCGUCAGGAGAAGCGAGGUGUCGCCAUGUCCGUCUUCAGUAUCGGACCUCUCCUCGGUCCGAUCGUAGGCCCGGUUGCUGGUGGGUUUUUGAGUGAAAGCGCGGGGUGGCGCUGGACGUUCCGAUUACUCUCGAUUGUGUCAGGCGUCAUUAGCAUCAUCAUGGUCAUUUUCCUCAAGGAGACGUAUGCGGCCGUCAUUCUGGACAAGAAGGUUCGUCGGCUCCAAAAGGAGACGGGGAACAAGAUGCUGCGAUCGAAGCUUGACAUUGGUCUUUCAUCAGCCGAUUACUUCAAGCGCGGUAUCGUUAGACCUCUCAAGAUGAUCGCCUUCUCGCCAAUCACUCAAAUAUUUGGCUUCUACAUCGCCGUCGUAUACGGAUAUCUGUACCUCAUGUUCACCUCCAUUACGUCCGUCUUCAUGCUUCAGUAUCAAUUUAGCGCCGGUACAGCUGGUCUAGCCUUCCUCGGUCUAGGUGUUGGCUCCAUGAUCGGCGUGGUAUUCUUCAGCAUCACUUCAGACAAGUAUGUGAAAAAGAAAGCGGCCGAGGCCGAUGCAGCCGCAGAUGAAGCUGGAACAGCUCGCGAGGGAAUGAAGCCCGAGUACCGGCUGGUUUCGCUUCCAGCCGGCGCCCUUUUCCUUCCCGCAGGCCUCUUCAUCUAUGGCUGGACAGCGGAGUACGGUGUGCACUGGAUCGUACCAAUCCUUGGCACUUCCAUCAUUGGCGUUGGCAACCUCAUCAUCUUCAUGGCGUUGCAGCUUUAUCUGGUUGACUCGUUUACCAUCUAUGCGGCUUCCGCGCUGGCAGCGAAUGCAGUCGUGCGGUCCGUGGCUGGCGCUGUUCUGCCUCUUGCUGGUCUGAAGAUGUAUGAGGAUUUGGGCGUGGGUUGGGGAAACAGUGUUCUUGGAUUCAUUGCGGCAGCUUUAGUGCCCGUGCCGUUCUUGAUCAUAAAGUAUGGCGAAUAUCUUCGGAAGAACUUCGAGGUGAAGAACUUGUAA
Messenger RNA from Colletotrichum siamense, 1776 nucleotides. RefSeq names its product Efflux pump radE (gene radE-0). The transcript is spliced from 4 exons. Gene Ontology annotation, molecular function: transmembrane transporter activity. Gene Ontology annotation, biological process: transmembrane transport. The record is from RefSeq and is a predicted model, not a curated record. The coding region runs from base 1 to 1776 and encodes 591 amino acids. NCBI's taxonomy places the organism in Eukaryota, Fungi, Ascomycota, Sordariomycetes, Glomerellales, Glomerellaceae.